AUGGAACCGUUUCCUAAAGCAGCAAACGACAUAACAAAUUCUAACGGUGAAGAACAACCAUCAUCAAUGUCCUGUAUAUGCACAAAUGACGAAUUGGAUAAGAUACUUGCAGAUAGUAACAUGUUUCCAACCAACACAUUUGAUGAUAUCUCAACUCCUAUUGAUUCAAACAGUAAUAAUGACCAGUUUGAUAUUAAUCUUCUUAUUGGUUCGUCUAAUGCUGAAACUAAUACUUGGACAAUUGAUUACCCAUUUGAUACUAAUGAUAUAAAAGAUAUAAUUGACUCUCUUAAAACUGAAUCAAUUGAAACAGAACAAAGUAUUAUCAUAGAAAGUAAUGACUCAACGGAUUUUUAUGAUUCAAAAUGGAAAAAUUCACCAUCAUGGUCUGUUCAAAUGGGUAAUUCGCCAGUGGAACCAAAAGUUGAUCUUAGUAAGCAGUUAACUAUAUCAAUGAGAGGAUUUUCAUUUGGUUUUUAUAAUUGUAUUCCAGUUUCAACAUGCGCACAAGCUGUUAUUCAAGAACAAGAACGAUUAAUUAGACAGGCACAAUCCCAAAAAAUCAAAAACUAUCAACAAAGUUCAGCAACCGUCGCCCCUGUCGAAUAUAUAUUUAAUUCGGGCGGUUGUGAACCAUGUACCACUGUACAAAUGUACAAUGAUUUUGCAUAUCAACAACAAAUGAUUGAAUAUGAUGCUAUGGAAUCAAAGAAAAUUCAAAUCAAAUGUCAACCACGUGCGAAAUACCGUCCACGAACACAAAAUGAAAGUAAAAACUCUGCACACUAUGUACGAUGUGAAGAAGGAGUCAAACCGGAAUACCCAACAAUUUUGAUUCCUUCGACAUGGAAUUUUCAAUCAGAUGUAAAUAUUAUUGAAGUUGCUUUGAUGGGCAUCGAUAAACAACCUCAUCCAUAUUCAAUUGAUAAUAAAACUAGUUCAGAUACAUAUGAAGAUUAUGCAUUAAUCUUUAAACAAAAUGACCCAAAUGUUUUAUACUUCCGUUUAACAAAUGAAGAUUUUCAAAAUGGAUAUAAAACUUUUAUGAUUGAAAUGAUUAAAAGUAAACAAGAUCAUAUUAUAACAAAAGAAUUAAUUCGUACAAGACAACUUGAACAGUCAAUGUUUCGAUUCACACGUAUUUUUCAAGUAGGAAAAGGAGAAUUUCAACGUGAUGAAGGUAGUACAGAAUAUUCUUCCAUUAUGACUGAAGCUUAUGGUGAUGUUGAAGUUGAACAUAUGGGUCCACGAUAUGGUCCAAUGUGUGGACAAGAGAUGGUAUAUGUUGUUCUCAAGGGUCGUAUCCUUAAAAAUGAUUUAAAAAUUGAGAUUGUUGAAAAUUUAACUAGUUGGCAUUAUUCAGUGGAAAAUUUCACUAAAAAUGGAAAUAUUGUUUAUUUUCUAAUGCCAGCUUUUCCAUGUUCACAAUUUGAUACUAUGAAAGCAAAUAUCAUUAUAUACUAUAAAGGAGAAGAAUUACAUCAAAUAAGCUAUCUAUACAAAGGAUCAUUAGAUCAAGAAUUAGCCGAACUUAGUUUAAAUGAUUCAGGCGCAACUACUGUAUCAGCAUCAAUAUCCAAGAGUUUCGAUCCUUUCGACUUGAUUACAGCUACCGGUGUCUGUCCGACUGUCUCUCCUCGAAGAACAUCGACACUUAAACGUACAAAAGGUUUGAUUAAAACAGAAAAACAAAAACAAAAACAAUCAUAA
Molecule: messenger RNA, 1710 nt
Organism: Rotaria sp. Silwood1
Lineage: Eukaryota; Metazoa; Rotifera; Eurotatoria; Philodinida; Philodinidae
Source: the annotation of a GenBank genome assembly